This is a messenger RNA of Danio rerio (zebrafish), 5939 nucleotides long. The record is from RefSeq and is a predicted model, not a curated record. Lineage: Eukaryota; Metazoa; Chordata; Actinopteri; Cypriniformes; Danionidae.
UCAUGAUUUUGAAGCACUUUGGGUGAAUGGCCAUAUACAAGAAAUGCUCUAUAUAAAACACUUAAAAAAACUUUUAUCUUCUUAAUGUAAAAUUAAAUACAAUAAAAUCACACAAAAGAGAAAAACAAGUUCACAAACUAACCAUAUGUACAGUUAUUCAGCCAUAUUUGUGAUUAGAUUUUAAGAUUUGUAUCAUGUGCAGUAUUUAAGGAAUGUUCCACUAUUCACGAGGGCCCCUGGUUUUGAAAAGAAGUUAUGACAUCAAAACAUUAAUGGUUAUAGACAGAUUUGACAAAAUUUUUCAUGAGUUAUAUAAUUAAUUUUAAUUUUUGGCAUUGGUCAGGCCCCCAUAAUUUCCCAGGGGUCUAAGCAGUUGCUUACCUUGCUUAUUGGUCCACCUUAUAAGUCCACCCCUAAUUGAAUGUAUAACCUACUACAGUCAUACAAGCCCUAGAACCCUAAUUCCUAUAUGGAAUAACUGACUUUCCGUCACAAAAACUAAUUAUUAUUUAUUUAUUCUGACCGUUUGUCAUAUUCUAAAAAAUAACUGCUCUAAUAACAAUUAUUUUUAUGUGAAAUAUGGAAGAAAUGUUAUCAGACCGUUGUAAAAUAACCCAAAUAACAAACACACUUAAGUAAAUCCACUAAAUACAGAGAAAGUAAAAGGUGGUCUGUUUCCAUAACUAUAUCUUAUGGUUUCAAAUUCCUGGAGGGCAGCAGCUCUGCUCCAACCAGCUCCAACUCACACCUGCUUAAUAUGUAGUCUCUAGUAAUCUUGAACAUCUUUAGUUGGAUCAGCUGUUUGAUUAGGAUUGAAAUCGAUUUUGAGUUAAUGGUUACACACAGUGACAGCAGUGGCCUGAAUUAUUACAUCGCUCCGCCAGUAGGUGUUGUCAAAUAUGUAUUUUUGUGCAAUUAUGAAUCACUUCAGUCAUCGACUCACCAAUUGAACUGAUUCACUACUCGACUGAAUCGAUUACCACCGCAACACACUCCUUUAAAAACAUCUUCAAAUAAGUUAUUUUAACUUUAAACUAAUGUUGUCAACUGCAGUGUAUAGCUUUUUAAAAAAGCCUAAGAUUGAUACUUUCCACACAGGAGAAGUUCUCCAUGUUUAAUCAAAUAUUCAACGUGAUUCAAAACACUACUGACUCGCUCAGUAAAAGGCGUGUUCCUUCAGUAAUCUCAACCAAUGAUAUUCAUCCUCCACAUCCAACACUCGAAGGCUAUUGGCUCCUGCUAGAAUCAAUCAUCACGACAGAACGCAAGCCACUCACUUUGAACAGCGACAAGCAAAGAAAGACGUUCACAUCAAAAGAUUCAUUCAAAACACCGAUUCGUACGAACACACCGCUAAUGAACAACUGUGGGCAUCAGUAGCGGUGCGAGUUUGAGCCCCAUGCGGUAGUAAGUGAGUGAGAAGCACCAAAACAACAUCCAGCUCAUGUCAAAACGGAAUCAACGAUACAAACGAGCCGCUCAGCCAUGGCAUUUUAACAACAGCGAGCGCGUGGAGUCGCAGCGCAGUCCCCGAAGAUCUGCCGGGGGAAAUCCGCUAGCCGGUUUAGCUUGUGACAGAUAGACUGGCCGUUGUGCUGGGAGGUUUCCAUCCAUGGCUCUGGUCACUCUGCAGCGCUCGCCCACUCCCAGCGCCGCGUCCACUUCCAGCACCGCCACCACCAACGCGGGGGAGGUAAGCGGAAACGAGCACGAGGACUUUGGAAGUGACGAUGAGCGCCGGCUAAAUCAGAGUCUGAGCGAGAGUUUCUUCAUGGUGAAGGGAGCCGCUCUGUUUCUGCAGCAGGGCAGUUGUCCACAGGCUCAGAGAGCUCAUCCUCACCACAAACAUGCAGGUGACUUGCCUCAGCAUCUUCAGGUGAUGAUCAACAUUCUUCGGUCUGAGGAUCGCAUCAAACUGGCGGUGCGUUUGGAGAGCGCGUGGUCAGACCGUGUGAGGUACAUGGUGGUGGUUUACACAAAUGGCCGACAAGACACUGAAGAAAACAUCUUAUUGGGCAUGGACUUCAGCAACAAAGACAGUAAGAAUUGCUCUGUCGGGAUGGUGCUGCCGCUGUGGAGUGACACCAAGAUUCAUUUAGACGGUGACGGGGGUUUCAGUGUGACGACCGCCGGGCGUACGCACAUCUUCAAACCGGUGUCAGUCCAGGCCAUGUGGUCAGCUUUGCAAAUUUUACACAAGGCCUGUGAGGUGUCACGGCGGUACAACUAUUUCCCUGGUGGGAUGGCACUGACGUGGAUGGGGUACUAUGAGAGCUGCAUCAGCUCUGAACAGAGCUGCAUCAAUGAGUGGAACGCCAUGCAGGACCUGGAAACACUGAGACCAGACUCGCCUGUAGUCUUUGUCGACAAGCCAACAGAGAGGGAGAGAACAGAAUGUCUAAUCAAAGCCAAACUCAGGAGUAUCAUGAUGUGCCAGGACCUUGAAAAUGUCACGUCCAAAGAGAUUCGUAAUGAGUUGGAGCAGCAGAUGAACUGUAACCUGAAAGAGUACAAAGAGUUCAUAGACAAUGAGAUGCUACUUAUUCUUGGCCAGAUGGAUAAAGCCACUCUCAUCUUUGACCACCUUUAUCUGGGUUCUGAAUGGAACGCUUCCAAUCUAGAGGAACUUCAGGAAAGUGGGGUGGGCCACAUCUUAAAUGUCACAAGGGAAAUAGAUAACUUUUUCCCAGGAACAUUCUGCUACCACAAUGUCAGAGUGUAUGAUGAUGAGGCCACAGACUUACUGGCUCACUGGAAUGAUACCUACAACUUCAUUGUCAAAGCAAAAAAGAAUCAUUCCAAAUGUUUGGUUCACUGUAAGAUGGGCGUAAGCCGCUCUGCUUCCACGGUGAUCGCAUAUGCCAUGAAAGAGUACGGCUGGACUCUGGAGAAAGCAUAUAACUUUGUUAAACAGAAGCGCAGUAUCACUCGUCCCAAUGCCAGCUUCAUGAGACAGCUGGCAGAGUAUGAAGGCAUACUGGAUGCCAGUAAGCAGCGUCAUAACCGUCUGUGGCGCCCUGAUUCGGAUUGCGAUCACCCCGAGUGCCAGCAAGCUGCUGGUCCUUGCUAUCUGAAUGCAGAGACUGGAGAUCACAUCACUCCUGACUCCACAACCCCCAGGGUCACUGUCUGCUGUGAGCCUACAGCCCACUCCUCUCCAAUUAGUCUAGAUCUGGAUCCUGGCCAUCCACAAAAUUACCACUACUACUUCCGCCGCUUGUCAGACUCGGCUCUAGAGAGCGAACCUUCCACCCCUGUCCAAGCACAGCCUUUGGUGGAUGUAGAUCGUGUCUAUAUUGAGGUUGCCGAUGUGGAGCAAGAUGCACUUCUUGAGGAUGAAACCUUCGAGGCACAUGAGGGCCCUCCUGUUUCCCACUCAGGAGAGGGUAUUGGCGCUCAAACAUGUUCUCGAGGACCGGAGCCACUAGAAGAACUACGUCUGCGGUUGGAGUUCAGCACAGUGGAAGAAGAGGAUGAAGAAGAGGCUCAGAAAGAGCAAGCUGAGAUGGAGGCGUUAACAGAGGAAGCAAAGAGAGUAGAUGGGAAGGAUAGUGAGGAGCUGUUGAAUGAAAAGGGGAUCGAUCUGACCAGUGUGAACCAUUUGUGCAAUGAGAACAACAACAACAAUCACCUCAAAAUGCAACAAAUCCUCACUGAAAGUGCCCAAGUAAAGACAAGGCUUGCUCCUGGUUCAUCGCUUGCUUCCAAGCCCAUCCAAAGUGCUCUUUCGGAGGCUAACAGACGAGGCCUUGCCCCUUUACCCCUCAACAGUGCGCCCUGUAUCUCCAUUCAGAUGCUAUCCUGUGCCAACUUGUCCAUGACAGCCAAGUGUGGCAGAACUGUCUCAGAUCCGUGCCUUGAUGCCAAUGCAAUGUCCUUAGGGAAUAACGAUAUGCCAGAAAGCAAAUCUCUUGACCAGGAAACUGAAACCCAGACAACUCUGCCUGAGGCCAAAGGAGAAGGAGAUUUCAGGCAGGAAGAGACUGAUCUACAGGGUUCCUCUGCUCUUCCCCGGAAUGAGAGAGAGCUGAAAGGUUUAGAGAAGGCAGAGGCGUCUUGUUCUCCUCAACAACAAGAGGCUCUGAUUCAGCUCCAACGCUCCGGUUUAGUUCGACGUCGAAAAGAACGAUUGGAAAAACUCUCCGGUCUCUUCCAGGAGCGUGCACGCGCAAAUGAACAACGGGAAGCUGGUUCUAGUAAAACAGAAGAUGCAAUGAACAGUUCCAGUGAUCCAGCUGACCCCUUUCACAGGUCUUUUGGAACACGGAAUGAUUUUGGAACUGAAUCGGCAGUGCCACUGACCAAUGAGGCUUUGUUGGCAGUCCUCGGAUCAGGAGGAUUGACUCCAGUCUCAUCUCCACACGGCUCUACGCUCACCCGCAGCUCCAGCAGUGACAGUCUUCGCAGUGUCCGAGGCAAACCAGGCCUUGUGCGUCAGCGUACACAAGAAAUUGAAGCACGAAUGCGAUUAGCGGGACUGACUGUUCCUUCACGACUCAAGCGCUCUAACUCUCUCGCCAAACUAGGCAGUCUCACCUUUUCAUCUGAGGACUUGUGCUCGGCCUGCUCCUCUGACGCAGGGACCCUUCUCAUGCUCUCAUUGUCCCCAGAACCCGAGCACUCGCUCAGCCCAGAAUGGGCAAAACCAGACAACAUGGAGGUCUUCAGCCAAGGCGAAGCAGGAUGUGAAGAGUCCAAGAGCUGACAGCAGGAGAUUUUAACGCAACACUACUUUUAUUUUCAGCUUCAUCUGGAGUUCUGCAACACGUUACUGAGAUAUUUAUAUUUAUAGAUACUUUUUAAUCAUUUCAGCCACUUGGGAACUUUGGUGUUGUGGUGAACAGAUCUUGCAAGUUGGAUUAAGAGUGUUUUCUGUUUUUGUGCAUUCAAUGAAUAGGUUUCCAAAAUCUAUCGGACAGACUUUCAAUGCAUGAAACCCAAAUGGAUGUGUAUUGCACUGACUGAUGAACGGUUCAUGAGGUUUUCCCUGCUCUUCCUCACUGCUGUUCUCAAACACUCGCCAUCCCAGAGACCAUUACUUGAACACAUCAAAAUAGACCAUUGUGUAAUGUUUCCAUCAGUCCACCCAUUUAUCGCAGCAUAAAUCGCUUAGUUGUGGCCUGCUAUGAGUCACAGAUUCCUUUGGACAUGGUCACACAUUUUAAAAUCAUUCACCCUCCUGCGCUCUCACUUCCUGGCUGGACGGCGAAAGGAAAUGGACUCUUUAUCACGAUUAGGAAAGUUCUUUGUGUGCUGAUGGACUCUUAUCAUUCAUUGAGCACUGAUGAUUCACUCACAGGUUUCAAACAGAUACCUCAUAUCAGUUCAUUACUGUUUGUUAGGCCAGGCAGAAAUCAAAACAGGAAGACUGGCAGCACUUUGGUGUGUGGAGGCUCAUUGGGAAAGCUGGUGCCGGACCACCAAGAGGAGAUUUGUUUGGGAUUCUUCCAUCUUUCUAGUACUUAGUGACGGUGAUGAAAGACAAUCAUUUUGAAGAAUAAAGAAAAGCGAAGGCAACUUCAAGCUGCUCCGUUUCCAAUGAAAUGCUCAUAAAUGCAGUUGCUGUUCUUACGAAUGUAACUGUCCAUGUUGCUGUUCGAAUAGUGAAAGAGUGGGAAAUGCUUGGGUCAUUGUUACUGUUACAGUCUCUAGUAGCACAUAUGUGUGUUUUCAAGAGAUUUUAUAUCGACAGGAGCUCUAACAUUGGAUUUUUUCUCUAGCAAAAGAGCUGUACUGUGUCUCCAAAUGCGAUACAAAUCAGUCAUUCACCAAGGUAAAACGCGACUGUUAUUUUUAAGACUCAUUACACUUGAUUCUGAUGCAGUGGCUUGUUUGGGCCAAACUGAGCUGAGGCUGAUUGCAGUUCGCUGAUGAUUUCCAUCACAUUAUUGCAUUUGCAUUAAGUUUUUCAUAAAGAAAUUAAAGCAAGGUGGAAUGGC